UCAACCAACAAAUCACUAAUUACACGGAUACUCAACUGUCCAAGAUUGCCGACGAACUGGUAGAACGUCGUAGACGAAAGAUUGUACAAUAUUGCUAUUUCUUAAAUGAUCACGAGGCCAAUGGGCCCCGAAAUGCCAAGACGCUGAUUCGUCUUGUCAAGCAAAAACUGUCGAAUCGAAAGGAAGAGGCACGCUUGGUACAACAUUGGAAGCCGGAUGCUGUCGCUCCGUCCAUCUCUUCCAUGUUUGCCAAAAGCAGCAGUAGCAGUAGCAGUACCACCCCGCCGCUCAAGGGUGCCAAACGACCCUUUCAUCAAGCCAUUGGAACGGCAGGCGAGACCAAACCGUCGCCGCGUCCGAUUAGCGCCUUCUUUACGUCUGGAGGGGGCUCCUCAGCAGGGGCAAACAAGAUGACUACGCCGCCCAAUUCCAAACGUUCACGUUCCAACCCACCAUCAUCCGAAGCGAAAAAGGGGAGUAUUGAAAGCUUCUUUGCAGCCAAGAAAAAAUGA
Molecule: messenger RNA, 512 nt
Organism: Cylindrotheca closterium
Lineage: Eukaryota; Bacillariophyta; Bacillariophyceae; Bacillariales; Bacillariaceae
Source: the annotation of a GenBank genome assembly